Messenger RNA from Cotesia congregata, 942 nucleotides. The record is from the annotation of a GenBank genome assembly. NCBI's taxonomy places the organism in Eukaryota, Metazoa, Arthropoda, Insecta, Hymenoptera, Braconidae.
AUGGAUAGGGAAAUAGUCGUAAAAAAAGCAUCGCGUAGGGAGGGUCUGGGCGUAGAUAAACAUAAUUUGGAUGAUGCAAUUGAUAAAUACUGUUUAGCAGUGUGUCAAGCUAUUUCAAAUCAUCAAAUGGGACGUAAUAAUAGCUCAUUUUUUGAAGAUAAAAUAAUUAACAAUGCACCUAUAGAAACGAUUGGACCUUUUGCUGGAUACACAGCAUUGCAUAUAGCUUGUAUGAAUGGAGAUGAAGAAUUUAUAAGAUUAUUAGUUGAAGACUACCAUGAAAAUGUAAAUGCUGUUGCUGACGAUGGAGCUCAACCUAUUCACUUUGCGUGCAAAGCAAAUUUGAAAGUUAAGAAACAAAAUAAUCACACAUCUUUACUUAUAAAAGAAGUACAUGAUCAUGAAUGGAUAAACGCCCGUGACAGUGAUGGUUAUACUGCUGCCCACUAUAGAUUGCGUAAACAAAAAAUAGAAAAUGAUCCAAACUUUGAUAAUGGCUCCGGAGUGCGUCGCUUGUUGGAUGAUAUGAAUAGCGGUGAAUUGAUUCACGAAUUACUUGAUGCCGGUGCUGAUGUUAACGCAACCGUAAAUGAUGAUCCAACUACUUUAUUACUCAAUAUGGCGGCUCGCAAGCAUUAUCCGUAUACACUGGAUAAAUUUUUGGCUUAUCAUGACAAUAUUUCAAAAUCAAUGGCUUUGCAUUACUCAUUAUGUCCACUUAAAAGUUCACAGACAAGAUUUGGUAUUAUAAGACAAAAAGCAAGUAUCAAUUUAACUCUAAAGGACCUUAUUUAUAGACGUACGUUUGGUUUAUUCGUUCCUGAAGAUGAAAAAAUAUUGAUGGACAAGUUAAUUGCUGAAGACAAACAUUUCAGGGAGCUAGCACACACUUACGAACAAAAUGUUAUUCAAGGGGAGUUAAAAACAGAAGUGCUUAAGUAA